CAGUGGCGUUGUGUAACUGAGGGAAGCGAGUGUGUAGGAAAGACAUUACAACUCGGUGAUUCGCAGUGCGGUGAAGUGAAGUGUAGUGAAGUGGAGUACUAUGAAAGAUUUCACGAAGAAAAGCCAAAUAGUAAAAGAAGUGAACUGAAAACUCAUGCACGCAUCCCAUUCGUCAGAAGUUCGUUUGCCCAGGCAGAGAAUUGGAUUUUCGAGGGGCGAUGGCGUCGCCCCGAGCCGCGCCGGCUGAGCGCCAUGGGGCCGGCCCCGGCCCGCCCCGGCCGCGCGGCGGCCGCAGGCCCCCCGGCGCCCGCCCCCGCCCGCGCGCUGGGUGGCCGCUCGCUCCUGCGCGGCGCUUGCACUCGCCCCCUGGCUACGCCCACGCCCACACACACGUUCGUCAACGCAGAGAACGACACUGCGUGGGCGGCGGUCGGGCGCGAGUCGCUGGCGCCGGCGGAGUCGUCGAGCCCCUCUGCCAGCGCGCCGCCCGGCGCCGCCCCCACCGCCCCCACCGCCGCUGCCGACACGCCGCUGCCGCCGCCGACGACAACACGCGCCGCCAGCGAGGCCCCGGCUAAGGCCUCCGCCCUCCCGUCGCCCUCGCCCACGCUCACGCCCGCGCCCGCGCCCGCGCCCUCGCCCUCAGGGCCACCGCUCACCGCCACCGCCGCCGCCGCCACCGCCGCAGAGACGUCCAUUGCAGGAGCGUGGUCGGUGGCGCCAGCGGCGUCGACGCCGGCGACGGUGCGAACGACUCCGGCCGCAGUCCCCUCGUCGCCCGCCCUACCUGCGCCGCUGCCGUCGCGCCGCCCUUUCCGGCCACCGCCGGCGCCGCACCUGCACCAGAGCGCGCGCUACGGCCCCUACUUCGAGGACGGCGAGGGCCCCGCCAACGUCACGGCGCGCGUGGGCUCCACGGCGCGCCUCGACUGCCGCGUGGGCCUGCUGCACGACAAGACGGUGACGUGGAUGCACCGCAAGGCGGACUCGAUGCACCUGCUGACGGUGGGGAAGGUGGAGUACAGCUCGGACCAGCGCAUCCGCCUGAGCUUCCGCUACCCCAGCAACUGGCGCCUGGAGAUCGUGUACGUGACGCGGCGCGACGAGGGGCUGUACGAGUGCCAGGUGGCCACGCACCCGCCGCGCGUGCGGCAGGUGCACCUCAGGGUCACAGGUAAGCCCCCUCUACCCACAACACACUUGGACUGCUUCGCCAGAAAAUGUUUCACUUUU
Molecule: messenger RNA, 1233 nt
Organism: Gryllus bimaculatus (two-spotted cricket)
Lineage: Eukaryota; Metazoa; Arthropoda; Insecta; Orthoptera; Gryllidae
Source: the annotation of a GenBank genome assembly